Molecule: messenger RNA, 4025 nt
Organism: Penaeus indicus
Lineage: Eukaryota; Metazoa; Arthropoda; Malacostraca; Decapoda; Penaeidae
Gene: HBS1
Product: protein HBS1-like
Exons: 15
Coding region: 86-2296 (736 amino acids)
Biological process (GO): translation
Molecular function (GO): GTPase activity; GTP binding
Source: RefSeq, a predicted model, not a curated record
CAGAAUCGGACGAGUCCAUCAUGGUGUUGGGGUCCUUGCAGUAACGUUGGAAUUUUUCUUACUAUUUUGACGACACGGAAGCACGAUGUCGCGGCACAGGAACUACAGGAACCUUGAUUUUGAAGAAGAAUAUGACUCCUACGAUGAGGUCUUGGGCCAUUCCGUUGAAGACAGUGAAUGUGGGAUGUCUCCAGGAAUGGAGCAGUACCUCUAUAGCCGAAGUAAGGAUGCUGCCCAUGGGUUUGCAUCUUACUUACCAACUGGAGAAGACAUCAAGGAGGAGGAGGAGGCUGUAGAUGAGACACUGCACCAGCCUGGAUCACUGGAUAGGAGCAGACACGAUUCCUCCACUUACGAAAAGCCUCCCUUGUCGACAGAAGAUGAGGUUCGGUUGUCAUCGAUUAUGGACGAACUUCACAAUAUUCUUGGAGAUAAGUACAGUGAAAGAGAACUUACGCAAACCAUCAUUGCAAACAAGUUUGAGCUGGAGGCCUCACUGAAUGCACUCCUAAAUAAGGGAGCAUCAGUUGCAGCUGCAGUUGCACAGCCUUUCGGUAACAGGGCAGAAAGGGAUAAUGUAAAAGGUAAUGAUCAGACAGCUUCCGCUUAUGUAGAGCAGCUCUCCCUGUCACGCAAUGCAGACACAAAUAAAAGUGCUCCUUUGCAAGGCAAGAGGACACCAGCUUCGAAAGCAGUUGGCAAUUUGGCUGCAACUCCAGUGGUAGUUGCUACACCCAAUAAGAAUGGGAAUACACCCAGAGUGGUGCGAGGGUUUGAUGUGCUCAGCAAUGAUGAAGGAGCAGCAGCAGAAAACAACCUGAGCAUCAACGAGCAAGAGUCCAAGAGGUCACGUUCAAACACGCCAGUACGCGGUUGGCGGGAUAAAGACAAAGAUAAAGAGAAGGAUAAAUUCAAAGAGAAGGAAACUCCAACUGUUGCAAGGACCCCAGCAAAAAUCCGAGACAAGGCAGUUGAUGUGGAGAUGUGUUACAAGCAGCAGAGAGGAGGAGAAAAGGACUUACUCAAUCUGGUGGUUGUAGGACAUGUGGAUGCUGGAAAAUCAACGCUAAUGGGACAUCUCUUGUAUCUUCAGGGUAAUGUUGGUCAGAGGAUGAUGCACAAAUAUGAGCAAGAGAGCAAGAAAAUAGGAAAACAGUCUUUCAUGUAUGCUUGGGUUUUGGAUGACACAGAGGAAGAAAGGUCUCGUGGUGUCACAGUCGACAUAGCACAAAGGGUGUUUGAGUCAGAUAAAAAGAAAAUCACUUUGCUGGAUGCCCCGGGUCACAAGGACUUCAUUCCCAACAUGAUCACUGGAGCUGCAAGGGCUGACGUUGCAAUUUUAGUUGUUGAUGCUACCACAGAUGCUUUUGAGGCUGGCUUUGAGAGUGGAGGUCAGACUCGGGAGCAUGCUUUGCUGAUUCGAUCCUUAGGCAUGACACAGUUAGCGGUAGCAGUUAACAAGCUUGAUACUGUCAACUGGAGUCAAGAACGUUUCGUGGAAAUUAAGACUAGCCUCCGGCAUUUCCUUAAAACUGUUGGCUUUAAGGAUGCGGAUGUGAUUUAUGUACCUUGUUCGGGUUUGUCUGGUGAGAACUUGGUGAAGCCAAGCACAAUUGAAGCUUUAAACUCCUGGUACACUGGUCCUACUCUUCUGCAAGCUAUUGACAAGAUGAAAGUCCCAGAGCGUGCAGUAACCCGCCCCGUACGGAUGUGCAUAAGCGAUUUGUAUAAAGGGCAAGGGUCAAACAUGUGUGUUGGAGGGAAGCUUGACACUGGAUAUGUGCAGAAUGGCGACCGUUUGUUACUUCUUCCUCCAGGAGAAGUAGUUACUGUGAAAGGCGUCCAGGUGGAUAAUGCCGAACCCUCAACUGCAUUCGCGGGUGACCCCGUGACACUUACAAUCUCUGGUGUAGAUCCAAAUGUGCUACACGUUGGCGACUUCCUGUGUGAUCCUUCAGAACCUAUUCCACUUGCCACAAGGGUGCAAGCACGGAUAGUUCUCUUUAAUAUUAAGGUCCCACUAAUUGAAGGAACUCAGGUUGACUUCCAUUACCAGUCACUCACAGAACCAGCCAAAAUACGCAAGUUGGUCUCCCAAGUUCACAAGACAACGGGACAAAUUGUCAAGAAACGGCCUCGUGCUCUAGUCAAUAAUUCUGCUGGCUUGAUAGAGAUCCAGUUCACUCGGCCUCUCUGUUUAGAGCUCUUCCGUGACUAUAAAGAACUGGGUCGGUUCAUGCUGAGGGUUAGAGGAGCUACGAUUGCUGCAGGACUUGUUACUCAGAUUCUAAACUAAGACACAUUAGCAGUUAUAGACAGGCACCGUUGUUAAUGAUGAAUGAAGUAAAAGUUUUCGAAUGGCGUCCAGUAAGAUCAGCAUUUAUGGGUAACUAGGAUAAAUAGGCACUGUGUUUAUUUUUUUAUUAUUGUGAAAAGGUACUAUCAUUAUUAUUAUUUUUAUACUACUGAAAGGACUUUGGAUGAUUAUGGAGAGUUCAGUUGCAAAAACUUAUUUCAAGGUUAUUUAUAAGCCCAGCUUUGCAUGCAGGUAUAAGAAAAUUAGUACAGAGGGCAUGAUUAAGCCUAGUUAAUAGCUUUUAAUCAGGUGUUGUGAAUUUGGGAUUUGCAUAAUAUUUUCUUUCGAAAUAGGAGUAUUAUAUAUUGUAUAGUUUUUUUUUCUCCUAUUGUUGCAGGUAAAGGCUAUUAUAUUUUUGUAUUUCCAUCUUGCUAGUACCUGAGAUGGAAAUGAACAGGCUUCAUUAUAAUGGCAGAUAUAAUGGUUAGUAGUGUUGCAACUUUACAGUCAGGAUUUUAUGCACUACUUGAAAUACCUUCUUUAGAUAUGCAGUGUUAUUCUAAAUCUGUAAGGGAAAAAAAAAUUAAAAUUUUCCUUUUUUUUUUUGUCUCUAUUGAGUUAUCAGAAUCAUGUAGGCUAAUAUCUGGCUCAGCAGAUUUACUUAGUCACAAGUUUUGCCAAUUUAGUUAGGCAACAGUUAAUUUACAUAUCGCACUUUAUUUUGACACAGUAAUACUAGUGCAGUUAUUGUUUCAAGCAAUUCUCUUUUCAUUUGUGCCUUUUCUUGUUUUAGUAUCAUUAUUCAAAAUGCACAGGCAAAAAAUAAAUGAAUAAAAACAAAAAAAUAAGGGAAAAAGACACCAAAAAGCUACGUAGUAAGCCUUACCUGUGUAAAGUUUAAUCUCCUGUUCGUAUAUAAUCUGGCUGUGUUCAUAAUUGAUAAACGAACAGAUGUAGAAAGCAACAGUUACAUGUAUGACCAUUCUGUAGGUACUGCAAAAAAAUGUUUAAACCUUAAUACAACCAGAAGACAUACAGAAUGUUUAAUAUAUUACUCAGUGCAUUUUCACCUAAGCUGCUUAUUAAAUGCUCUGAUCUUCAGUAAAUAUUCAAAUGUUAUUCAGCAUCAGAAAGUGUACUCAUGUGUAUAUAAGAUUUUUUUUUUAUGUGAAUAUAAAGAGCUAUUAAUUUAUAAGGAACUGUAAAUUAGCAUGGGGACUAUUUCUGUAAAGAUAUGGCAGCAAAAUUUAAAGUUUCAGAGUUUAGCCUUCCCAUUUGCAUUUGCAAGUAAAAACUAAUAUGACAGUAAAGAAUGCGUGCCAUGACAUAAAAACAUUGUUGAUUACUCAUGUACUGUAAACCUUGUAACUUGUGUUUGAUAAGCAGUUGUGGUGGUGGUAGAACUACUGUAGUUUUUACAGUGAGGAGGUUUUGAAAUGCCAUCUGCUGGUCAGUUACAUGUAGCUUGCGUAACAUGAGAAAUAAUUGUAAUAAGUUAUAAUGAAUGGUUUACUAAAAUAGGAUAUGACAGCCAUUCUUCUUGUGUAAAUGGAGCCCAUGUUAAUGGAUAAUGUUUUACUGAAUAUGGAAGAGAAGGUAGUUGUGGUCUUUCAUUCAAGUUUUCUCUCUGUUGUGACAAAGAAAGGUUUCAGUGAGUGCAGAUUUUAUUUAAAUAUUUGUUUUUGUUGUUAUUGCUCAACAACAUAAUAAAUUAUAUUGCAAACCCGUA